UGCCCUACAGGGUACACUGGGAAAGAGUGUGAGAUACUUUGUCACUGUAAGAACAAUUCUUGUGAUGCUAACGGCCACUGCACCAAAGGAUCCCAUUGUGAGAUAGGAUGGUUUGGGCCGGCGUGUCAGUACCGUAAGUGGAAUAGAUUACGCUCUUAUAUAAUUUCAAAAUGAUGACGAUAUUUUUUUAAAAAUUCAUUUAGAUGAAAGCCCAAAUAAAUAAAUAUAAAUCAUACAUAUGUCAUUAGCGCUGCAAGGUUUGCUGCUUGUCACGAUGAUUAACACCAGAUACAAAUGUGAGUAAUGAGAGAUCUCUAUUUCACCACAGUCACCUUUGAUCUAUAAAUUCUUUAGUUUUGCGUUCUUAAACUCGUAUCAGCCAUUCUUCUGCUGGGUGUCAGUGUGUGUCCCUGCGUGUGUCUGACGAAUAAUAUGUAAGGCCUUUUUUUUUAUAUUUCUAAAGUAGCAUUGUGACUCAAACGUUCCAGGUAACAUUGCAAGCAUGGACGCGGAGCUCAAUACACUACUCACAGACAACAAUGACACAACGUGUUUCAGUGCGGAAACAAAACGUAUUGAAUUGAAACUGAAUGAACCGAUCGUAUUUACGUGGGCCAGGGUU
Messenger RNA from Lymnaea stagnalis (great pond snail), 622 nucleotides. The record is from the annotation of a GenBank genome assembly. NCBI's taxonomy places the organism in Eukaryota, Metazoa, Mollusca, Gastropoda, Lymnaeidae.